This is a messenger RNA of Gadus morhua (Atlantic cod), 7823 nucleotides long. RefSeq names its product ciliary rootlet coiled-coil, rootletin (gene crocc). The record is from RefSeq and is a predicted model, not a curated record. NCBI's taxonomy places the organism in Eukaryota, Metazoa, Chordata, Actinopteri, Gadiformes, Gadidae. The transcript has 37 exons. The coding region runs from base 318 to 6398 and encodes 2026 amino acids.
UUGUGUACAUCAGAAAGUGUGUGUGGGACGAGCCCGAGUGGGUGGGAGUAGUGCGUCUUUAAACCUGAUAAUCCUGCCUUCCUCAAUCUCUGCCUGCCAGUCGUGGGGAAAGCGGACCGGCGUAGGGAGGUCUCUGUGCGUCCACAGUUACCUUAGAGACGUACCAACUUUAUGGGCUCUAACAUCUACAUUAUUAGACCUAAUCUGGAUUCUCACAGAUAAGAAUCAAACAGCUAAAGCACGCGAUGUUCAGCAGUUGGUUGGAGUCUAAUCCUAUUAGAUAGCCGGCGGUUCAGACCCAGGUGAUAUUGUCUACAAUGAGCUCCACGGACAAUUCGGACGCGGAUUCCAAAUUAGUUUCUGUAAUACAGCGACUGGAGGAGAGCGUUCUCUCCGAGGAGAAGAGGCUGACGGUGCGAGGGCCCUCCCCAGACGCCCUCGCUACAUGUCUGCCCGCUCGCGUCCGAGAAAUCGUCACCAAGAACCUCAGCGAGGGCUCAGCAGGAGCGAUGUCCUCCGUCAUGUCCCUGCAGGAGGAGAACCGGGUGCUGCAGGCGGAGCUGGGCCGGGUGGAGGACCUGUUGGCCAACAGCAGGGCCGACCGCGACGAGCUCGCCAUCAAGUAUGGCGCCAUAAGCGAGCGGCUGGAGCAGGCGCUGUGCCUCGACACGGGGGACGCGGGCAGCGAGAGCGGCAGCGUGGCGCAGCAGAACGUGGACCUGCGGCGGCGCCUGGACGACGAGCAGGCGGCGUACAAACGCAAGCUGGCGGCCUAUCAGGAGGGCCAGCAGAGGCAGGCGCAGCUGGUGCAGAAACUGCAAGCCAAGGUGCUCCAGUACAAGAGGAAGUGUGGGGAUCUGGAGCACGCGUUACAGGAGAGGAGCGCUGAGCUGGAGCAGCACGCCUCCAGGGACAACGGUUCAGGUCAACACGAGGAUGACGGCGGCGGCAAUCUGGAGGACGCUUUGAUUAGACUGGAGGAGGAACAUCAGAGGAGCAGCAGCCUGUCCUCGGUGAACGCCAUGCUGAGGGAGCAGCUAGAGCAGGCGGGGCUGGCCAACGAGGCCCUCAGUCAAGACAUACGCAGACUCACUGCGGAUUGGACCAAGGCCCGGGAGGAACUGGACCAAAAGGAGACUGAUUGGAGGAGAGAGGAAGAGUCCUUCCACAGCUACUUCAAUAGCGAGCACAGUCGCCUGCUGCUGCUAUGGCGACAGGUGGUCGGCUUCCGGAGGCACGUCUGUGAGCUGAAGAGCAACACCGAGAGGGACCUGUCUGACAUGCGUAACGAGCUGGCCCGGGUCUCCCAGGCCACACAGGCGUCCUGCGCGGGCCUGUCCAGCACGCUGCACCGCCGGCAGGACAGCGCCGCCCUGGCCCUGGAGCGCGACGCGACGCUGCGGGACCAGCUGGAGCUGCAGCUCGGAGAGCGGCUGGCCGAGUUCACCGGCCUCCAGACCAGAACGGAGCAGCUCAACAUCAGGUUUUCGGACUCGGUGCGAGAGAGGGAGCGACUCAAAGCUCAGGUGGAAGAGAAAGAGCGAGAGCUGGCGGCCCUGAGCCGGAGGCUGGAGGAGCAGCUUGGCCACAGCGAGGCAGACAUGCAGACCAUGAGGGCGCAGACGGAGGUGCUGGUCGACACCCUGCGGGACAUCGCCCAGUCCGUCCUGUCAGAGGGGGAGUCCUCUUCAGAGGCGGACCAGGACAACUCGGGGGAGAUUCUGCUGUCUCUGCUCCGUGGAUCCUCUGUUCUCCGCUCCAUGUCCCCUCGCCGCACCUCCUCUCCGUCCCGCACUGCCACCACCACCUCCACCUCCCCCACCUCCCCCUCCAUGACCCUGCUCCCAGAGGCCGGCCUGUCUGCCCUGCGCUCCGCCGCGGCCAGCAGACAGCUCCAGCUGCAGGAGGCCAGAGGGCGCCUGACCUCGGCCCAGGCGUCGGCCCUGCAGCUCCGCCGGCAGCUGGCCGACGCCGAGGCCGGUCGGAAGGACCUGGAGCUGAGGAACCAGGCCCUGCAGGGCGAGAGAGACACGGCGACCAGGGAGAGGGAGACCGGGCAGAGGGAGAGGGACCGCCUGAAGCUGGAGAGAGACGCGCUCGCAAGUGGGAAGGGGAACCUGGAGCUGGUGGCCCAGGCGGCCCAGAGCAGCUCACACAUACUGCAGAUGGACUACGAGAAGCUGCAGCUGUCUGUGGCGUCCGCCCAGCGAGAGAGGGACCACGAGAGGGAGGAGAGAGAGGCGGCCCUUCAGGAGAGGGACCGGGCCAAGGCAGAGACCCAUAGGACUCAGCGACAGCUGGAGCAGUGCGAGAGCCGGGCCUCUGUCCAGCGGGGCGAGCUGUCCACAGUGCGGGAGGCCUGCCAGCAGGGGGAGGUAGAGAGACAGCUGCUGGAGGGAGAGAAGGCCCAGAUGUCGGAGGCCCUGACCCGGGCCGAGAGCAGGAACGGCGACCUGUCACUCAUGCUACACAAGCUCCAGUCAGAGGAGGCGGGUCUUAGGGACUCCUUGGCCAAGAUGAGCAAUAUCAACGAGGGCCUGGCACACGACAAGACCGACCUCAACAACCUCGUCAUGCAGCUGGAGGAGGACAAGGCUCUGCUGCAGACCCAGAGGCGGGAGGCGGAGCAGGAGAAGCUGACCCUGCGCGACGAGCUGGUGCGGCUGGAGCAGGACCGCCUGGAGCUGGACUCCACCCAGGGGGUCCUGCAGCGGUCCCUGCAGGACGCGGAGCACGGCAGGGCGUCGGUGGACACGGAGCUCCACGGCCUCCGCGCCGAGAGGCUCAAGCUGCAGGACAAAGUCACCCAGCUGUGUGGCGAGGUGAGUGCUCUGGGGUCCGAGCUCAGCCUGGCCCGAGGGGAGGGCCAGCGACAGGAGGUGGCCCUGGUGGAGGUGGGCCGCGGCCGGGCAGACCUAGCCCGCGAGAGGGCCGCCCUGGUGGUCCAGCUGACCGCCUCCGAGAGGGAGAACGCCGUGCUGUCCGAGGAGCUGACUGCCUUCAGGUCAGAGCGCGAGGCCCUGGAGACCAGCCUGUUCGAGGUGCAGCAGCAGCUGGCUCAGCUGGAGUCUCGCCGGGAGCAGCUGGAAGCGGAGAACCAGAACGUCAGUCUGCGCUGUGAGACGGUGACAGCCGAGCUGAGGCGAGUGCGCUCGGAGGGGGAGACCGCCCUGGCCCAGAGUGAGAGGGAGCGGCAGACCCUCUCCCUGGCCUUGAGCACCGCCCGGCGAGAGGCCCAGACUGCCCUGUGCAGCGCCAUGUCCGACCACCAGGAGGAGCUGGAGCGACUGGCCUCAGAGAAGGAGGCCCUGCGUCACAGCCUGCAGACGGAGAGCCAGGAGCUCCUGAGGACGCACCGGCAGGAGGAGGAGGAGCAGCUCCUCCAAGCCGAGAGGGAGCGGGAGGCGCUGAGGGACGAGGCCCGGAGCCUGCAGCGCGACCGGGACCUGAGCCUCCUGCAGGCCGAGACGGAGAAACAGCAGGCUCUGUCCUUGAAGGAGGCGGAGAAGGCGGUGCUGGCUGACAAGGUGUCCGCCCUGCAGGCUGAGCUGACAGCGGCUGUCCGUGACACAGAGAGGACGAGCAGGGAAGCAGCUCUCUACAAGGAGCAGGAGCAGGCCCGCGUGGGGGUCUUGACUGGGGAGCUGCAGGACCUGCGCUCCCAGCUGGAGGACGCCAGGGGGGCCCAUGAGCGGCAGCUCCAGAGCCUGGGGGAGGCCCGCGCAGACCUGCAGUCCCGCUCCGACGCGGCUCUGAGAGAGUUGGAGCAGUGGAGAGCCUCUCUGUCCACCAGUCAGGAGAGUCGUGACCAGGUGAAGAGGGAGCUGCUGGAGACGGAGCGGCAGCUCAGCCAAUCACGCGACACGACGGAGGGCCUCCGGAGGGAGGGGGCGGAGCUUAGACGCAGCCUAAGUGACCUCACCAAGGAGAAGGAGACCCUGAGCCAAUCGAAUACCACGCUGAGGGAAGCUGUGAGGGGCGCGGAGAGCGAGAGGAUCGGGGUGAAGCGGCAGUGCGAGGAGCAGGCCCAGCGCGUCACGGUGCUGGAGGAGAGCUUCUCCUCGGCCCAGCUGGAGGUCAGCGACCUGCGCGGCGUCCUGCGGGAGGUGGAGCGCUCCCGCCUGGAGGCCCGCAGGGAGCUGCAGGAGCAGAGGAGACAGGUGAAGGUGCUGGACGGGGAGCGGGAGCAGAGGGUGAAGGAGGUGAACGAGCUCCAGUCCCGCCUGUCGCUGGAGGAGCAGAGGGACGAGGAGCGCGGGAAGGAGAACUUCCUCCUCAAGCAGAAGCUUUCCGAAGCCGAAAGCGCCAGGAACUCACUGAAGAAAGAGCUCUCAGCGGUGCAGCGGCGCGCGCUGGACUCUGAGUCGGGCUGGCGGGGCUGCGAGCGGGAGCUGACGGCCCAGCUGCAGGAGGCGCGCGGCUGCGAGAAGAAGCUCCAGGACGAGGCCCGCAACCUGUGCCUGCGCGCCCAGGCGGCCCAGGAGAGCGCCAGCCAGGCGGGCCUCCAGCUAAGCGAGGCCCAGGGCCGGCUGGCCGCCACGGAGGCCGAGCUGACCCGGGCCGAGGCCGGCCGCCGGGACCUGGAGUUCCGCCUGGGCAGCCUGCAGUCGGCGCUGACCCGGACGCUGGGCAUCGGCGCGGGGAGGCGGGUCAGCGGAGGAGGAGGAGGAGGAGGAGGGAGGGGUAGGAGCCCUGGCGGGAGCUCUCCGGGCUCCAGCACCAUCUCCCGCCACUCCAGCGUGUCGCCGCUGCGCUCCUCGCUGUCCCCGCGCAAAGAGCUGACCCCUGACAACACUCUUGGCCUGGUUCCCAUCUCCCCUCAAGGGGGGGACCCCCCCCUGGCCGCCCCCCCCCUGGCCGUCCCACUGCCGGAGCUGGACCCCGAGACCCUCCGAGGCCGCCUCAGAGACUUCCUCCAGGAGCUCCGCGAGGCGCAGAGGGAACGGGACGAGGCCCAGGGCCAGCUGGGGGCCCUGCAGAGGGAGGUGGAGCAGGCGAUCGGGGACAGAGAUGGGGCCCAGAGACAACUCGCCCAGCUGCAGAGCACCCUGCAGGAGUGCCAAGAAGGGAGGCGGACGGCGGACGGCCGUCUGAGCUCCACCCAGACCCUGCUGCGGCAGCAGGAGGAGGCGGGGCGGCGGGGGGAGAGGGAGAGGCGGGCCCUCGCCGACCGAGCCAAGGAGCUGGAGCGGGCCCUGCAGGCCCUGGAGGCGGACAAGAAGCACACACAGGACCAGCUCAGCAAGCAGCGUGCGGCGGAGGUGCGCGUGGAGGCGGAGCGGCGGCGGCUGCGGGAGGCCCUGGAGGCGGCGGAGGCGCGGGCCACCCGGCUGGAGCUGGGACGGCGCAGCCUGGAGGGGGAGCUGCAGAGGCUGAGGCUCAGCCUGGCCGACCAGGAGGCCGGGGGCCAGGGCCGCCAGGAGCAGCAGGACGCCCUGGUCCAACAGGUCGCCGAGGCGGACUGCCGCGUGGCCAGCCUCCAGCGAGAGGUGGAGAGGCUGAAUCAGGCUCUGCUCAAGGUGCAGGAGGGCGAGGGCCUGCUGAAGGAGAGGAACCAGAGCCUCAGCCAGAGCCUUCAGGAGGUGUCGGUCAGUCACAGCGCCACCCAGGGGCGCCUGGUCACACUGCAGAAGAGCCUGAGCACGUCGGAGCAGGAGAAGAGGCAGCUACAGGAGCGUGUGGACGAGGCCAGGGUCUCCUUGGCGGAGGGGCGGAGGAGCUUGGCUAGUCUGGGGGAGCUCACGGAGAGCCUGAAGAGCGAGCUGAGCCAGAGCGAGCUGCGGCGCGAGCUCCUGGAGACGGAGCUGGCCACCACACAGGAGGCCCUGCGGCAGCGCACGGCGGGCCUGGCGGAGGCCCAGCGCGGGGCCCAGGCCGCCCUGACGGAGCGCACGGCGGCGGAGGAGAGGCUGCGGGCGCUGCAGAGGGCGGUGGCCAUGCUGGAGACGGAGAAGAGGGACGCGGAGAGACAGGCGGUGCGGCUGGAGAAGGACAAGAACGCCCUGCGCUGCACGCUGGAUAAGGUGGAGCGGCAGAAGCUGAAGACGGAGGAGGGCCGCAUGCGCCUCUCGGCGGAGAAGAGCCGUCUGGACCGCUCCCUGAGCUCCAUCGAGGAGGAGCUGCAGGCCGCCCAGCAGCAGGUCCUCCUGCUGCAGACUCAGCUGUCGGAGACGGAGCCGGUCCCGGGUGUGUGUGAGGGCUGUGGGAGGCAGCAGGCUGAGGCGGACCGCCUGAGGACCAGCUACAGAGAGGUGGAGCGGGCCCUGGCGGUCCGCGAGAGAGCCCACCGGCACAGGGUCAAAGGUCUGGAGGAACAGGUGGCAACACUAAAGGAGCAGCUGCAGCAGGAGAUGAAGACUCGACAGCCUGGUCUCUCCUCUGUCUCUGGUGGACGCUAGGAGACACCAGCUCACCCCCUGGUCUCUCCUCUUUCUCUGGUGGAUGCUAGGAGACACAAGCUCACCCCCUGGUCUCUCCUCUGUCUCUGGUGGCGCUAGGAGACACCAGCUCACCCCCUGGUCUCUCCUCUGUCUCUGGGGGACGCUAGGAGACACAAGCUCACCCCCUGGUCUCUCCUCUGUCUCUGGGGGACGCUAGGAGACAACAGCUCACCCCCUGGUCUCUCCUCUGUCUCUGGGGGACGCUAGGAGACACCAGCUCACCCCCUGGUCUCUCCUCUGUCUCUGGGGGACGCUAGGAGACACCAGCUCACCCCCUGGUCUCUCCUCUGUCUCUGGGGGACGCUAGGAGACACCAGCUCACCCCCUGGUCUCUCUCUGUCUCUGAUGGACACUAGGAGACACCAGCUCACCCCCUGGUCUCUCCUAUAUGUCUCUCUGGUGAACGCUAGGAGACACCAGCUCACCCCCUGGUCUCUCCUCUGUCUCUGGUGGACGCUAGGAGACACCAGCUCACCCCCUGGUCUCUCCUCUGUCUCUGGUGAACAGUAGGAGACACCAGCUCAUCCCCUGGUCUCUCCCAUAUGUCUCUCUGGGGAACACCAGGCCAGGCAACCCCCUGUUCAUAACCACUAGGGGUAAAGAGGACCGUCGUACAGCCGGGAAUAUCUAAAAGAGACUUGGUUUUAUUUUUUUAAUCCUUCUGCUCCAUUCCAAUCUUCACUAAAUCAAACUUUGCAGCCAUUGAAGUAGACUCUGAGUAGAGGAGCCGGCAAGGGGGGAGUGUUAUUGUGUUAAAUGCCAGCCAUAAACUGAUUGUUGGAAACCCUACCAUUAUUUUUUACGGGAUGCUCUCUAUUCCAGAGGAGUCCUUUCCAAAGGAGACUCAGAAUCCCAACAGCUUCCCCCUGUGGGACGCGGCCGUAGGCGACGAUGGGAUAGGAGGACGAACUCUGCCAAUGUAGUUGGCUUGAGGUCUCUCACUUUUAUAUGACAUUGAAUGACGUGUAUGGUCUUAACCAAAGGCGCUAAGUACCGGGCAUUGGACCAAAUGAGUGUUUAAAACCAGCCUAUAAUCGACUGAUAUGUUUGUGUUUUAUAUAUAUAUUUUAACAGUUUAAUGUCCAGAGAACAUUCAAACACUUCUUCAUCGUGGUGAACAUGCACUUCAGGUGUCAAGCGUUCAUACUUGUUACUAAAACAAUGACCUAGAAACGAAAUCAUUUUAAAAUGUAUUCAAUGUUUACCAACAGUUUAUUUAUAUUUGAAUGACACGGUUGAAUUGUUGUUGUAGAAAAAAAAGCAUUGUGUUUGGAAGUAUGUCGCGAAGAGGCCAAUCGUGAAGAUGCUGUUUAAAGACCACAAUAGAACUGCUCAACACAGAACCAAGAGUAGCAUUGCAUUAAAAACCUGUCCCUAAGUGCA